AAUUAAGUUCACUUGACAAUGACAACUUAAUUGUCCCUUAUUUAUGUAAAAUCUUACUCCUAAAUUAUUAUUUUCUUUUCCUUAUUUAUUGAACUAGUAUCUCAGAUAAAUACAAGAGUGUAUAAUCUUUUAAAAUUUGUCACUUGGUUUACGCUAGCUCAUGGAGAUCAUUAUUAUGGGAUCUAAAACUUCUUGUAUGGGGGCAAUAAUUUUGCUUUCCAUGCUAUUUAUGCCUACAUUCAUACAUGCUCUUAUGGCGCCUGAAAUCCGAGAGUUGAGAACUAAACACCGGUUGUCGAGUUUGCUCGUGUUUGGAGAUUCUAGUGUUGAUCCCGGCAACAACAAUCGCAUCACCACCACAAUGAAGAGCAACUUCCUACCUUAUGGGAUGGACUUUGUUGGUGGUCGCCCUACCGGAAGGUUCUGUGACGGGAAACUCGGAACUGACUUCGUAGCUGAUGCAAUUGGUUAUGCAAGUACAAUACCAGGGUUUCUAGACCCAAAUAUUACAAAAGAGGAUCUGCUACAUGCUGUUAGCUUUGCUUCUGCUGGCUCUGGUUAUGAUGAUCUUACUUCCAAUCUCACUCAAACCAUAUCAUUGAGUAAACAGGUAGAAUACUUGAAGCACUACAAGAUUCACCUGGAACAAUAUGUGGGACACAAAAAGGCAAACGAAAUUCUAAGGAAGGCUGUUAUACUCUUGAGCAUGGGCACUAACGAUUAUCUCCAAAACUACUUCUUGGAGCCCACUCGACCCAAGCAAUUUACCUUGGAUAAAUACCAGGAUUUCUUGGUCUCUCGCAUGCGCCUUGCCAUUGAGGAGAUGCACAAGGUUGGCGCGAAAAGAAUAGGCGUUGUUGGUGUACCCCCUAUAGGAUGCAUGCCUAUUGUGAUGACAUUUACAGGUGAUGGAAUACAUUGUGUGGACAAAAUGAACAAAGCAGUCUUGUCACUUAACUCCAAAAUUCAGAAACAAAUGGAAGCAAUUCGGACUCAAUUAAACAUGAAAACGAUCUUUGUUGAUGUAUACAAUAUCAUAGAAUCGGCAAUUAAUAACCCGAAGAAAUAUGGUACCAUGAGCUUGAGCAAGUUUCUUAAUAUAUUGAGAAGGCACGGGGAUGGGAGCUUCUUUGUACGCGGGCUCAAAAUCAUCAACGCUCACUUUCACGUUAUCGGAAGUGACGUCGUUGUGGUGAUCAAGGAUCAACUCUGGACAUAUGGUACCAUAGGCAACAAAGACUUUCUCGGAGCCUAUGUUCAGGAUUUAGUGAGACUACAAAGGGAUGUUGCGGGUCAGGAUCAUUUGAGCUAGGCGAGACGUGCAAAGGAGCAGAAACAUGCCAAAAUCCAGAUGAAUAUGUGUUCUGGGACGCUGUUCAUCCUUCUCAAAGGAUGUACAAAGUCCUUGCUGAUGAGAUCUUGAAAAUUUUUCCAACCACUUUUUUCUAUUGAUAUGUUUAUUAAAUUAUGUAAUUAAGCCGAAGCGAGAUUCGGAUAUUGAUAAGGGUUAAUAUAAUUAUCAAUUUGACAUAA
Molecule: messenger RNA, 1533 nt
Organism: Spinacia oleracea (spinach)
Lineage: Eukaryota; Viridiplantae; Streptophyta; Magnoliopsida; Caryophyllales; Amaranthaceae
Product: GDSL esterase/lipase At5g45950
Exons: 6
Coding region: 161-1312 (383 amino acids)
Molecular function (GO): hydrolase activity, acting on ester bonds
Source: RefSeq, a predicted model, not a curated record